AUGCGCCACAUUCCCCUGAACUUCACAGCCAUCCUCCGACGGCAUGGACUUUCCGUCGAGCAGAUCCGGCAGGAAGGGAGAUACACUCGAAAGUCUCAACAGACGGUCCUCGACUCGCCGUCGUCCUCGAAGUCGAAGGAGGACUUCCACGUGGCCAUGCAAUUGGCCGCUGAGACGGGUGACCUUGAGCAUAUAGCUGAGCUUGUCGACGAGAUGGCGGACAAAGGCAUCCAGCCGAAGGAAGACACGUACAGCUUAAUCUUCAAA
Messenger RNA from Durusdinium trenchii, 267 nucleotides. NCBI's taxonomy places the organism in Eukaryota, Dinophyceae, Suessiales, Symbiodiniaceae. The record is from the annotation of a GenBank genome assembly.